GGACACUUGCCGUUGUCAGGCUGGCGGCUAUCGCAGAUCGGCCUCAUCAUUUCCCAAGAAGUAUGUCAGUGGGCCCUGCCGUAGUGAGCAAACUCAAUGUCCGGCAUCUCUCCGGCCUGGUCUUGGUGGACCCAUUCCAAAAGAAUGGGAGCACCCCGCUUACUGGAGACAUGAAUCAUGGGGUAUGGGCUGAUGGAGGCUAACAGAGGCAACGGCUCGCGAUCUUGCUACCGGAAUCAAUCUUUCGUGAAGGACUUCAUAUAGAAUUCGCAGCAACUAGGUCGUGAUCGAUCUUGAAGUUGCAAGUCUCUCUUCCUUCCAAAGGUUUGUUCACCAGAAAAUAUCGACGAUGUCCACCAACGGUGUCAAUGGUCACUCGAACGGGACCUCUCAUACAAAUGGGGCGACCAACGGAAGUACCUACGAUCUGCCACCUUUCUACAAGCCCACGCCAGCGGAUAUCGAGAUCAACAAUCACAAAGAUGGCGACAAAGGCAAGAUACUCUUUCAGAAUGUCAAUAUCUUUGACUCCACCGGAUCCGAUAUCUAUCCAGGUGAUGUACUCAUCGAGGGAGAAAGAAUAACACAGGUUGGCAAGGUCGACUUCACCCCCAACGAUGACACCCUCGUCAUUGAUGGCAAGGGCAAGAAGACCUUGAUGUCCGGUUUGGUUGACGCUCAUACACAUCUGAGCUGGAACAACUCUCCUACGCUCGAUGGCCUUACCAGUCUACCCCUCGAAGAACACGUUCUACAUACUGCUCAUUCUGCUAAGACGUACUUAGAUUGUGGCUAUACAAUGUGCUUCGGUGCUGCAUCAGCUCAAAAACGACUGGAUGUGGUUAUCAAGAAUGCUAUCAAAUCUGGCAUGAUACCUGGACCUCGUACACUUAGCAAUUGCCAGGAGAUAUCAACGACAGGAGGAGCCAUCGUCCCCAGUAUUACCAAAUUCGCAGACGGUGAAGAUGAAAUGAGAAAAGUGGUUCGUGAAUUCCUCUCGUACGGAGUGGACAAUGUCAAGCUUUCCAUGACCGGAGACUACGUCCACGAAUUCAUGGGCUCAGAAGAGACAUACUUCACUCUAAAAGAAACAAAGGCUGCUGUAGAAGAGGCUCACGCCCGUGGCAAACGCGUCUGUGGCCAUUGCAGAUCGAAAGAGUCAGUCAAGCUAGCCUGCAUGGCCGGAAUCGACGUCAUCUACCAUGCCAGCUUCACAGAUGAGGAAGGCAUGGAAAUGCUGGAGCAGAUUAAGGACAGAGUCUUCGUUGCCCCUGCCAUAAAUUUCCCAUUCACGUCAUGUACAGGAGAGGCAACACCUUAUGGCCUGACGCCAGAGAUGGCGGCUAAGAAGGGGUUGAAGAACGAAGUCGAUGUUGCCUGUAAAGCCAUGAGAGAGAUGCACCGACGUGGCAUCAGAGUCCUUCCUGGGGGUGAUUUUGGCUUUGCCUGGGCGCCCCACGGCACUUACGCGAGAGACCUUGCGCAUUUCGUCAAUCUCUUUGGCUACACGCCCAAGGAAAGUCUACUGGCGGCUACUGCACUCGGUGGCGAGAUUAUGGGCCACCCAGAGGAACUGGGCAAGGUCCAACCUGGAUACUACGCCGAUGUCAUCCUUGUGGACGGUGACCCGAUUGAAGACAUCGAGAUCUUCCAAGAUACAUCCAAACUGCACGCCAUCGUCCUCAACGGCCACAUCCACAAGAAUGUGGCUGUUGCUGGUGCAGAUGGUCAGAGCAUCACGGCGGAUGGUAUACCAAGCAAGCGUACUAUCUACACGAAUCUGCCACUGGCGCCGGAAGAGGAUCAGAAGAGGUUGGUGGACGAUUUCAAGCAGAAUGGAGUGGGAGUCGAUCCGAGGCAGAUGUGACGCCCAUGAUUCGUGGUCUCUGGGGUAUAUAAUAUAUUUUGGAAGUGUUCCAGUGACUAAUUUCUCUCCAAUUGCAGUAUUGUUCGCUAGCGAAUUAAGACUCUUAGUUGUGUCAAUCUACGAAAAGUUCCAAGUCAGACCUUG
Messenger RNA from Exophiala viscosa, 2011 nucleotides. RefSeq lists its product as uncharacterized. The record is from RefSeq and is a predicted model, not a curated record. NCBI's taxonomy places the organism in Eukaryota, Fungi, Ascomycota, Eurotiomycetes, Chaetothyriales, Herpotrichiellaceae. Gene Ontology annotation, molecular function: hydrolase activity, acting on carbon-nitrogen (but not peptide) bonds. The coding region runs from base 350 to 1867 and encodes 505 amino acids. The transcript has 5 exons.